Molecule: messenger RNA, 1766 nt
Organism: Phycodurus eques (leafy seadragon)
Lineage: Eukaryota; Metazoa; Chordata; Actinopteri; Syngnathiformes; Syngnathidae
Gene: ldlrap1b
Product: low density lipoprotein receptor adaptor protein 1b
Exons: 9
Coding region: 188-1126 (312 amino acids)
Cellular component (GO): early endosome
Source: RefSeq, a predicted model, not a curated record
UUUACAUAUGUGACACCGCCCAGGGGGCAGAGCAUGUUGAUCCGCGGUGGCGUGGAUUGAACUACCGCACGGAAAGGACGAAAACAGAUGAGAAAAGUUCAGGGGGACUGCUGUUUUAAAACAGGCGGGGUGUUUCGACACACAGUAUACGGCUCGACUGGGGUUUGCCCCACUUUGACACCGCGGUAUGGACGCUUUGAAAUCCGCCGGAAGGGCGAUAAUACGAAGUCCCAGCAUCGCAAAACAGUCAUGGGGAGGUGGCAGACAUAAAAAGCUUCCAGAGAACUGGACAGACACGAGGGAGACCCUUCUGGAGGGCAUGGUGUUCCAGCUCAAGUACCUGGGGGUCACAAUGGUUGAGCAGCCUAAAGGAGAAGAGCUGUCAGCAGCUGCUGUCAAGAGGAUAGUGGCCACAGCCAAAGCCAGUGGGAAAAAGCUCCAGAAAGUCACAUUAACAGUCUCCCCUCGCGGAAUCAUCCUUUACGACAGUGCCUCCAACCAGCUGAUAGAAAACAUUUCCAUUUACAGAAUAUCCUAUUGUACAGCAGAUAAAAUGCAUGACAAAGUGUUUGCCUACAUCGUCCAGAGCCAACACAAUGAGGCACUCGAGUGUCAUGCCUUCCUCUGCACAAAGAGAAAAGUGGCACAAGCAGUAACCCUAACAGUGGCUCAAGCUUUCAGGGUGGCAUUUGAAUUCUGGCAGGCUGCCAAGGAAGAAAAGGAGAAGCGAGUGAAGUCCGGUUCAGAUGGUGAAGGAGUCAACAGCUCCCAGUCAGACAGCUCAGCGAGCCUUGGCAGCCUGAAGGAAGGAGAGGUAACCACAACAAAACUCCUAGAUUUGGCAGAAGGCGCCAAUGUAACGUUGGUCAGCUCAGGAACAAUACCAAUGGAUUUGAAUUCCUUUACAGUGCAUAAUCAUGCAACUGAUAACAACAAUACAGUAUGGGAGCUUGAGGAUGGUCUAGAUGAGGCCUUUUCAAGACUCGCUGAGUCUCGCACUAACCCCCAGGUCCUGGACAUUGGGGUAAACCCUCAGGAUUUCACCACUGAUGAGUGCCUAUCCCCGGGCAAAUGGGACCAGGAAGACACAGACUUCCCAGCACAAAAAGACUCUCCAGGGUUCUAAUUGACCGCUUCCGCCAAGAUAGAGACCGGCAGGGAAAACGACGAAGACAGCUGGGGGGUUUCCACAGCCCAUUGACUUCACCUGAUGGUUCAGACCGGCGGCUCUCAGGUGCUUCUGCAUCGACUCAACCAGAGGUUGACACAAGCAGGGUUUGCACUGAACAGGCCAAAGCAAUAUGAAAAUUUGAAACCAGUUUAUUUUCUACAAAAACCUGCAGUCAUUUGAUGUUUGUUACAGUCGGUGUAUUUCUUUUUACAUCUUAUCAAUUCACUGUAUGUAUUGUGCUUGUGGUAUAUAUAUAUAUUGUUUUUUUUCUUCCUCCCCCCCCCUUACACCAUGUUUAAGAGUUGAGUUUUAUGUGAGGCAAGAGAACUAGAACUUCAGUUUAGCACAACAGGUCGAUUGUCUAAAAGUGUACUGUUAAGGAUGUAGAUGUUUCAGUUUUACUCAAUGGUGAAUGUCACCAAAGCACCAAUAUUCUCUCAUAUUGGGCAACACUUGUUGCUACCUGUGUGCAUCAAAGCUUUUGCCUCUUGUUGGGCAAUACAGGCUUUAAGGAAAUGUAUGACUGUGGUGGUCCAAGAGUGUGCAUGAGAGAAGAUAAAUGACAAUCCUAUUUCCCCCCCCCCCCCCCCCCCCC